UCCCGAGAGGAGGCCCGUGUGGUGUGGGGCGGGCCAGGCACGAGGAGAGGCCUUCCUCCCUUUGUGCUCCCCCCCCCGCCUCCCCCCAGCCUAUAAAUAGGCCCAGCCCAGGCUGUGGCUCAGCUCUCGGAGGGAGUUGAGCACCAGGCAGCAGUCUCCAGCCAAGACCCCUGUCAGCAUGGCCAGCGAGUUCAAAAAGAAGCUCUUCUGGAGGGCAGUGGUGGCUGAGUUCCUGGCCAUGACCCUCUUCGUCUUCAUCAGCAUUGGCUCUGCCCUGGGCUUCAACUACCCGGUGGGGAGCAACCAGACGGCGGUGCAGGACAAUGUGAAGGUGUCACUGGCUUUCGGGCUGAGCAUCGCCACGCUGGCCCAGAGCGUGGGCCACAUCAGUGGUGCCCACCUCAACCCGGCCGUAACACUGGGGCUGCUGCUUAGCUGCCAGAUCAGCAUUCUCCGGGCUGUCAUGUACAUCAUCGCCCAGUGCGUGGGGGCCAUUGUCGCCACCGCCAUCCUCUCGGGCAUCACCUCCUCCCUGCCCAUGAACUCGCUCGGCCGCAAUGACCUGGCCAGUGGUGUGAACGCAGGCCAGGGCCUGGGCAUUGAGAUCAUCGGCACCCUGCAGCUGGUGCUGUGUGUGCUGGCCACCACCGACCGGAGGCGCCGUGACCUUGGUGGCUCAGCCCCCCUUGCCAUUGGCCUUUCUGUAGCCCUGGGACACCUGCUGGCGAUUGACUACACUGGCUGUGGUAUUAACCCUGCUCGGUCCUUUGGCUCUGCGGUGAUCACCCACAAUUUCAGCAACCACUGGAUUUUCUGGGUUGGGCCAUUCAUCGGGGGUGCUCUGGCUGUGCUCAUCUACGACUUCAUCCUGGCCCCGCGCAGCAGCGACCUUACAGACCGUGUGAAGGUAUGGACCAGCGGCCAGGUGGAGGAGUACGACCUGGACUCUGACGACGUCAACUCCAGGGUGGAAAUGAAGCCCAAGUAGAAGGGGUCUAGCCAGGCAUCCACGCUGGGGGCGGGGAGGGAAGGGUGAAACCCAUACUGCAGAUACUCUGACCAGCUGGCCAAAGUCACUUCCCAUGAUCCGCCAGACCUGCGUAGUCAAGCCUCAUUUGGCAGCGUUUUUAUCUCUUUCUUUCUCUUUCUCUGUUUCCUGGCCUCAGAGCUUCCUGGGGAUGAAGAUUUACCAAUUCUCUCACUCCCUAGAAGUAACAGAGGAGGUGAAAGAGAGGGACCCACCUGCUAGUUUUUCCCUUAGAGUGUGAUGGGAGGUUGCCAGAAAGUCUCUCCUCAUCCCAAAGUUACUCACUGACUCACCUGCGUGGGUGCCUGGGUUCCACCAUUGUUUGUGCCUUUUGGCGUGGUCCUCCUUCUCCGGAUAGGUGCCUUGUCCUCAUGGUGCUCUGAGAGGCAGGGGGUCUCAGAAGGUGCAGGGGCAGCAGUGAGCCACAGACAAGCCCUGGCCCUUUGGGUCUGUCUGCGCCCAGGGCCCUCCCAUUGGAUGUGCUGUGUGGAAUCAUCCCUAUCUCAGUGAUCUGGGAAGUGGCAGGCCAGACAGAGCUCUAUGCCCCAAGGCCCCUCUAGGACUCUGCAAGUGUAGAUACAGCCUGGCUCUAGAAGAUGUAGUCAAGACUGGUGCUGCUUUUCCCACCUGCCCUGAGUUCUUUCCCCAAGGACACAGCUGCAGCCACAGCCCUUGGUGUAUGUGUGUGCACGUGCAGGCAGGCUGCAUAGCAGAGAUCUCCUCUAUGGAGAGGCGCCUCUAGGCGGCUUGUUCUUGUAGAAUGCAGGCCAUUUUGGCGGGGAAAGAAUGCUUCCGUAACUUCAUUGAGUUUUUAGUGAGGCUUUUUCCACCUACGAAUGCAUCAUAUUGAUCAUUACUUCAGGUUUUCCACUUCCUCUUGCCAAUGUAUAGACACAGGUCAUCAUUAUGCUGGUGAGUGUUUAUCAUAGAGCACUUGGGUUAUCUGAAGGCCACAGUCUGAGUAUAGAUUGACCCUGGUGCAGAUCAGCCCAAGCAGGCAGAUGCCCUCACUGGGCCCCUGGCUGACCCUGAGCAGGGAGAAGCAUGUCCUGCCGUUCUUCUGGAGCUCCUGUGUUGAGGCCCCGGGGCACAGACUUGCCAUGCAGGCCAGCCACAGCCUUCCCUCCUCACUGACCUGGAGGGGAGAAGCCAUGCCUUGGCCUGAUGAAGUAGCUGCUGGGGAAGCCCAAGGACAGUUCAGAGCACAGAGUCUACUUGGAAGCUGGAUUCUUGCACUCAGCUGUCUACAUAAGUCCAUUCAAUUCCAAGGGCCAGAGCAGCUCUGCUCCUGUGCCCUUAGCAAUGAUGGCAGCAGAAACCAAGAGACAAGAUGGCACAGGUAUUUAGAAGCAGUGGGACAACCAGAAAGCCCUUAACUGUCACCAACACAUCACAUCUGCGCAUUCUCUUCUCCAUUCCCUAGCAGGGACUUCUAGCCCAUUUAAUGGAUAAGGAAACUGAAGUCCAAGGUCCCACAGCUAGAGAAUGAUUUGGCCAAGUCUAGCACUAAUGCUAAUCUCUGGACCGUGAGGUUGCCCCUCUCACUGCCAGCUUUGCUGCUGCCUGGGUGGUGGCCAGGGGCCAGGAGGGGUGAGGGUGGUAAUGGAGGGGAGGGGGAAGCCCAACCCUGCCUGGUUCUGGCUGCUGUGUACCAGGACCCUACACCUGUCUGCUCUGCGUGUAUGUCUCUUUGGAAUUGGAGUUCUGUUAUAUAUUAAGAAAAUAAAGGAAAAUGACUUAUAAGGUC
Messenger RNA from Nycticebus coucang (slow loris), 2774 nucleotides. RefSeq names its product aquaporin 1 (Colton blood group) (gene AQP1). Gene Ontology annotation, cellular component: membrane. The transcript has 4 exons. Gene Ontology annotation, molecular function: glycerol transmembrane transporter activity; carbon dioxide transmembrane transporter activity; ammonium channel activity. Gene Ontology annotation, biological process: hyperosmotic response; renal water transport; carbon dioxide transmembrane transport. The record is from RefSeq and is a predicted model, not a curated record. Lineage: Eukaryota; Metazoa; Chordata; Mammalia; Primates; Lorisidae. Bases 179 to 988 code for a protein of 269 amino acids.